AUGGUGCCUGGAGAUACUUCUAUAGAUUUCUUGGUUCAAAAGUUGAACGCCGACAGAAUAAUUAAGUUCCUGGAAGAAGGUGAUGGAGUCCCUGAUCAAAGCCAAGAUCCAACAAUUAGAGUCUGUAGAUACUGCCACCGAGAGUUCAAGUCGGCCAAGGCCUUGGGAGGGCAUCUUCGGAUCCAUAGUCAGUACCAGAGUGGGUCCAGCCAUGGAAAAUUGAGGAAGCCUAAACGUGCAAAGGCGGUGAAUGGCGUGCACCAAUGUGAGAUUUGUGGCAAGACGUUCCAAACCGGUCAGGCACUUGGUGGCCACAAAACGUAUCACCGAGUUAAGCCAGUUGUUGAUCCAUCCAGGGGCUGGUUAGUCCGGAGAAAAGCCAAAGAACAAUUGUCUGGAGAAUCUGGUCAAGUUAUCGAUAGAUUCAGCAGAAUGCCGUUGCCAAGGCCAGGAGAAUUGUCUGGAGAAGAAGCCCAUCCAUCUGUACAAUCUAAUAAUCAAGGGGUUACUAAGAGGCUGCUAGAUUUUGAUCUUAAUAUUCCUUAUAUAGAAUGA
Messenger RNA from Theobroma umbraticum, 555 nucleotides. Lineage: Eukaryota; Viridiplantae; Streptophyta; Magnoliopsida; Malvales; Malvaceae. The record is from RefSeq and is a predicted model, not a curated record.